Molecule: messenger RNA, 1728 nt
Organism: Anguilla anguilla (European eel)
Lineage: Eukaryota; Metazoa; Chordata; Actinopteri; Anguilliformes; Anguillidae
Product: protein FAM163A-like
Exons: 5
Coding region: 1054-1515 (153 amino acids)
Source: RefSeq, a predicted model, not a curated record
CCCUUAAAAACCGCUGUCCGAGAAUCUGUUUUUCUUUGAUGCCUACACUGUCGGUCACGUUUCCUCUUUUGAAAAUAUGUAUGACGGCUUGCAUUUUCCAUGGAAACCGAGGGGACCGUUUUGCUCUUCUUCCACGUGUUUAUUGUAUAGAACACGAUUAUCGUGAAUUACUGAUUCCGAUACAUACCCCUCACUCCAUUAAAGGGUCACGGACACCUCUGUGCCUUUUUCCGUUGCUAGUCUAAAACGUGACGUGCUUGAUUUACAUUAGCUUUCCUCGCGCAUUACCGUUAACUUCGCGCCUCCUCGGUGUGUUUCUGCCCACUGACCUCCCGCGCGGCUCUUGCGUUUCUCCGGAAGGAUUGGCAACGCGCGCGCCUUGUGCCCGGUGGAUGACUGAAUGCGGAGCCGUGUGUGUGUGAGUGUGUGUGUUUCUUCUAACUAGCGCCUUAACACACGCAACAGAAUUCCUCCAGUCUUCAACGCGGCUGAACGUAAGAGAGGGAAGGGGAGACGACACCGCGACAGAAAAAGAUAUGACAACGUAACAUCUAUUCUACUCAGUGAAUAGCGGUUGCUGUCUAGUGUUGUGGUCAUUGGGGAGAUUUUCUGCGAACGAAGCAAACCAACGUAGCGCAACGUAAAGACUAUAGGCAGCCAGCCGGCAGCAUUUUUGCAGAGAAUACACUCGCUGCAUUUCCAGUCUACAUUAAACGGGGACGUUGAACGGAAAGGGGGAAGAAAGCCCUGGGAGGAUUUUUGUGAGGAGCCUGUUGCCGUAGGCAACACAAUAACUGUAAUCAGAAUCCUGCUGGCACCCCACCCGCCACUCAAGCUCUGCCCCGCCCACAACCACUCCCCUGCCCCUCCUCCCCGAGCUUCCAUCUCUCCUGAUGUAUUAAAGCACACCUGGGUGAGCACAAGCGCUUUUUUUAUAAACUCUAACGGAGAACUUUCCAGAACAGUGGUUCCCAAACCGUGGGCCAGAACCCAGCUGGUGGGCUGAGGGAGGGUCAGGGCUGGGUCGCAAGGGUUUGAUGGAGAGCUGGUCGGAUGACAGCUGGAACUGUAGUGAUAACCGGAGGAAUUCUGGCUGCAGUGAUACUCCUGUUUAUCAUAGCAGUCCUCUGCUACUGUCGGCUCCAGUAUUAUUGCUGUAAGCACAAUGCUUCUGAACAGGACUCCUGCUCUUAUGGGGACCCCCAGGCCCAGUUCGCCUGCAACGCCUGCAGCGCCCCGGGGGUGGAUGGGGCGGCCGUCACGCCCCUGUGCCUGCCCCCCAACCCCGCCCCGCCUCACAGCUACUGCCCCACCUGCUCCCCGUACGGGAACCCCUUCUACAUCCGCGCGGCGGGGGACGUGCGGAACGGGGGCGAGCGCCUGGCCUACGGCCCCGCCCACUACGAGAAUCGGGCGCUGUCCCUCGCCAUGUCUGCCGUGCGGACGCCGCCACUGAGCGCCCGCGCGCCUCCGGACUGCUACGCCAACACGCGCGCGUUCAGCACCGAGGUCUGACCCACACCCCCCCCAUCGGACCCCCCGGGCCCCCCGUCCCCCUUUUAGGGGUCCCAGUCGUGCUAUGCUUGUGGACCUCGCCUCCUGGACCCUGCCCGGAGCGCCUCGCUGUGGGGCCCCCACGCCCUGGACCGUCCUGAAUGCCCUGGACGGGCGAAAUCGGCAACCUGGAGAACCUCACACCCGGUGCGGGGCGGGGCGGGGCGGGGCGGG